AUGAUCGAUCAAUUAUCAAAAACAAAUAAUUCCAAUGAUUUUUUUGGAGAACAAACUCCAAAAAAAAUUCCACAAGAAACAAUGAUAUUUACAAAUGAAUUAUUUCAACGUGUUAUAACAGCUGUAUUUUGUUCAUUUAAUCCAACAACAACAAAUAAUGAUAAACAAUAUGCAUUAAAUUUUCUUGAAGAUCUUAAAGAAAAUCAUCCAUUAAUAUGUCUUACAAUUGGUUUUGAAUUAUUAAAACAACAAACAAAUAAUGAAUCAUUAUUACAUCAUUAUGGUAUACAUUUAAUUGAAUCAAUUAUAAAACAUAAAUGGACAUUAUUAAAACAAGAUGAAAAAUUUUUAGUUAAAGAACAAUUAUUUUUAUUAAUAAAAAGUUCAUGUUUAAGUCAAGCAUUUAUGGAUCCAAUUUAUAUACGUAAUGCUUUAGCAAAAUGUUUAGUUGAAAUGAUAAAACGUGAUUGUUUUGAAAAAGUAAAUACAACUUUAGAUGAAAUUGUUCUUAUGACACAAACUAUCGCUCAAAUUGAAGAUAACAAUUCUACUCAACUUGAACUUAUUUUACUUGUUUAUCGUUUUUUAAAUGAAGAAUUAACAAUUUAUGCUCAAUCAAUACAAGUUCAUCGUCGUCGACAAUUAUUAAAUCAAUUACAAAAACGUUUAAAUGAUAUUUUACCAUGUUUAAUACGUAUAUCAAAUGAUUUAUUAAUUGUAACUGAUCAACGUGAACGUUUAACACAAACAUGUUUAUUAGCUGUGAAUAGUUUUCUUACAUGGGUAGAAUAUAAUCAUUUUGAACAGUAUGAAUUAUUUCUUUGUGAAUUAUUUUUAAAAUUUUUUCAACUCAAUUCAGUUAAAUUACGAUAUGCUUCAUUUGAAUGUUUACUUAGUCUUGUUAAUAAACGUUUAGCUAAAAAACAAUUACAACAACAACAACAACAAAGAAAUAAACGUAUUGCAUUAUCACCAUCAUCAGCAUUAAAUUGUCAACAUGAAAAACUUUUUCUUAAUUAUUUAUUGGGAGAUAAUACAUUAGGAAUGUUUUAUAGACUUUUAAUAAGUCCAACGGUAUGA
Molecule: messenger RNA, 1080 nt
Organism: Rotaria sordida
Lineage: Eukaryota; Metazoa; Rotifera; Eurotatoria; Philodinida; Philodinidae
Source: the annotation of a GenBank genome assembly